UUGCCAGGCAAUUAUGAAAACAAAAUUUAGCUUUUCAUUUUAUUUAGCCCGAUUGCAUAUUAUUAAUAUUAUGCUGCAUUGAAAAUAAUUGAUAACAUUGACAUGUUCCUGAUUUGAAUUACAGAGGAGUGUCUUAGUAAAAAUAAUAAAGAUCUAAGUAACAGCCGAUAUAGAUCUAUUAUUACUAUUAUAUUUCAUUUGCAUAAAAAUAAUUAAUAAUUAAAGAAAUGGGAACUUUGACUGCUUCAAAUUCAAAUCAUGUAAAUUUAUACUCAAAUGUUCAUUUUGAAAAGAGAAUGGUUGCUGCUGCUGAGGCAGGGGAUAUCUCCACGUUAAGGAAACUAAUAAGAAAGAAAAUACCCAUUUCUGUAACUGACGACUAUGGUAAUUCACCGCUCAGUGUUGCAUGUCUCGCUGGACACAGUGAGGUUGUGAAAAUACUUCUUGAUGCUGGUGUUGAUAUGGAUCAGACAGUAGGGUCUAAUGUAUCACCUCUCCAUUUAGCCGCUAGAAAUAACAGAACAAGCACGGUUAAAUAUCUAGUUGCUGCAGGCGCUCAACUCAAAACAAGAAACGACAACAGCCUUAUUCCUAAAGACAUGUGCAAGUAUAACUCAGAGACAUGGAAAGUAUUAAAAGCAGCUGAGAAAGGUGAAAUGCCUGAUCUUGUUGUUGAGUCUGAUGUACCAGAAAUUCCAGACUUUUCAAUUCCUAAAGUUGAGAAAAAAUCAGAUUCAAAAACCAAAAAGAAAGGAAAAAAGGGAAAGUCUGGAAAGGGAAAAAAGAAAAAAGGAGGAAAGAAAAAAAAGAAAGGGAAGAGAAAGAAGUGAUGUGUGUAAGAAUUGAAUAUUGUUUCUCAUCCCUUAAAGUUAAUACUUAUCUAUCCUGUCCAGAACAUGAAGCAGAAAUCAAAAAGCAACUUAUAUUCUCAGUAUCUUUUUGCUUAAAAUUUUCUAUAGGAUUAUGUUGUAGCUUUUGAAAAUUGCACUCUUUAUAGAAACAGCUUUGUUGUCAUGCUAUAUUUAAAUUGUUUACCAAGACUCACAAUCUUACUAGUCAUCUGUCACAGACUUUAUAUAGUUUUGUAUUAUGUAGCCGUGUUGAAUUAAUGCUUCAUCUUUACUCUGAUUGAAAAUUAAUAUAUUUGAAAUUUAUUUAUUUUUGUAAUGGCAAAGGUAUAAAAAAAUUAAAUUGUAUUCCAGCCUGUAAGCUGAAGAAUUUAUUGUGGGUUUUUUUUUUCAAUUAUAAUUAAGCAUUAAUUGCAAAAACAUUUACCAACAUGACAAUUAAUAUUAAAGAUGUAAUUUUUU
Molecule: messenger RNA, 1310 nt
Organism: Physella acuta
Lineage: Eukaryota; Metazoa; Mollusca; Gastropoda; Physidae
Biological process (GO): protein K6-linked ubiquitination
Cellular component (GO): BRCA1-A complex; BRCA1-BARD1 complex
Molecular function (GO): protein binding; ubiquitin-protein transferase activity
Source: RefSeq, a predicted model, not a curated record